Histoplasma mississippiense is the source of this 1896-nucleotide messenger RNA. RefSeq lists its product with no specific name. The coding region runs from base 1 to 1896 and encodes 631 amino acids. Gene Ontology annotation, biological process: negative regulation of transcription by RNA polymerase II; negative regulation of phosphatase activity. Gene Ontology annotation, molecular function: phosphatase inhibitor activity; transcription corepressor activity; chromatin binding. NCBI's taxonomy places the organism in Eukaryota, Fungi, Ascomycota, Eurotiomycetes, Onygenales, Ajellomycetaceae. The transcript is spliced from 2 exons. The record is from RefSeq and is a predicted model, not a curated record.
AUGGCACAACCAACAGAUAACCUCGCCGGUCUUGAGCGCCAGCGGCUGCAACUCGAGGAGAGCAUCCUGGAGCUCAGAAAAUCCCUAUACAAUUGGCGAAUGUGGGAUGCGGAGUACGAUGAGUUGAAGAAUGAUAUCUCGGCACUGGAAGAAAACAGCAAAAAUGAAGAUUUCCUCAGGAUUGGACGAGAAUUUGGCGGAUCCCUAGUCAACGAACACGAGAUUGAGGUAUUACUAGGCGUGAAACAGAGGGUGACGAGAACAAAGCAGCAGGUGGUGGAUGCUAUAUCAAGACGGAUGGACUAUGUUCAGCAAAAUAUUGGAGUGUUGGAGAAGCGCAUCUCAGCUGCUGAAAGGAAACUCGAUGCCAUCCUCACAGUUCAACACCCUGGCGCAGUCGACGAGGACGGGCUACCUAUUACCGAUAUUGUUGAAGAACUUGAUGAAGAUGACCGCGUCAUUUCGAGUUCUACAACUACUCCUGACCAGGCUGCACCCGGAAUCCUGGAAGCUUUAAAGAAAGCAGGCAUGGACCUUCCGAGGGAGAAAUCUGACGAUACAGCACCGCUCGCCGACGAGAGCAGAAAUGAAUUUUCACGUCAGAAAGACUCCGCUAACCCGCCUGAUAUUUCACCACGGAUUGGCGAGAUACCAUCUACUGGAAUUGUUUCAAACACAAAAUUAGAUACCACAACAACAGUUGCCAAGACUGCUCCUUCAAUUGGAGCUACUACAGAUUCUGCUACGCGUUUGAGCACCAAUUCGCCCCCUGUUGGGGUCGUGGAUAAUAACCGCUCUUCAGCUCCCGAAAUUAGUUAUGGUGAUGGCGAUGAGUCUACCAACAUCUGUAUAGAUGAAUCCCCAGAAGAUGCGGCCUUGAGAAGAGAAAUGUUACAGUAUGGCCUUGAGGAGGUUGGUGCUGUUGUUGCCGAGCUGGAGCUAGACGAAUCAGGAAGUGAAUUCUCUAUUGAAGACGAAGACUACGUGAUUAGUGAUGAGGAUGAUGAGGAAGAAGAUGAAUAUGGUCGGUCUACGCGGAGGAUGAUCGAUGAUGACUAUCGUCGCCAGAUGAUGGAAUUAGAGAAAAAGUUAAACGCACGGAGUUUGGAAAAUGUUGGACCUGAUACGAGUGUCCUUCCACCGGAUGUCAGAAAGGAGCUUGAUUCGCCUAUUCCUCGGGAGAACAUUCCUAAUGACGCCGACAGCGAAGCCCCAAAGCAGAAGAAAAAAGUUGCCUUUGCGGACGCGCUUGACAUUGCACCACAGCCAAAUUCUCCUAUACCUCCAGCACGAGCUAAGGAGCACCGUAUAGAGCCACCGUCUGUCCCUGUUGUUCAAGACGCUAUUGUGGAACGAGCGCAAGGAGAGAAAAUAUGCGACACCAAUGACACUACAACCUCAAAGAAAAUGUCCCGGUUCAAGAGUGCAAGCCAAACCUCCGAACCAAUUAAUCUCAUGUCUACACCCACAUUGCCAGCACCCGCAGUUCGCUCGUCAGCUCCCUCCAUUGAUACCCCGCCACUCCCACUAUUUCCCGCAAAGCCCUCACAGCCCAAGCCCUUUUCUCAGCCAAUUACUAAUCCAGACCAACCACUCAAGACAUUGGCGGAUGAACUAGUCGAACGUACUGUAUCCUACGAAAAUGCAACGCCACCUGAUCCAGAUGAAUUAGAUGAAAGCCUGCAUAAACGAGAAAUCGCAACCGAAUUUUACAAAUUUCGGAACCGCAAGAUUCAUCAAGAAGGCGGGUUCUUGCGUGAGGACGAGGAAUCCAAUGGGAUUAUUCCUCUAGAAGAGGAUGGACAGCCAGCCAAGAAACUCAGUCGGUUUUUGGCGGCGCGGAUGAAUAACCUACAUGCCCAUAUUCCUAGAGUUUUGGAGCCAGUGAAGCUUUAA